Molecule: messenger RNA, 1450 nt
Organism: Somion occarium
Lineage: Eukaryota; Fungi; Basidiomycota; Agaricomycetes; Polyporales; Cerrenaceae
Source: the annotation of a GenBank genome assembly
CCCUGUGAUACGCACGCAUAUCGCCUUCUCUCCAUUCUUCCUCCAAUGUUAGUACUGGGAGUGUUGGUGGUUAUAGCCACAGUAGCCACGACUGUGGUAUCGCAAUUACAUCCCAGCGAGCCGGCAAAAUAUCACCAAUUACCCACUCUUCGAGAACAAGCGGUCAUCUUAGACGGUUGGCGAGACGAAAGGGUAGCUCGCAUCCCGCAGCUGUUGAAGAAAUAUGAUAUUGAUGUCUGGCUCAUGAGCCAACGUGAAUACGCUGAAGACACCAUUUGGUGGUCAAUCAAAGACGCACUAGAAUUCGCAUCUCAUCGCAGGACCGUCUUACUCUUCCACACAACCUCAUCCUCCCUCUCAGGUCAGCCCAACCCAUUACGCUGGGUUGACAAUACAGGGGAUGUAUGGCCAGAGCUCCGCCAGAUUCUUGAAGACUACAACCCCAAACGGAUAGCAGUGAAUGUGGAUCGGAAUAUAGCCUUUGGAGGAGGCCUGCACGUCGGCGAAUGGGAAGUCCUGCAAGAGCAACUUGGUGCAAAGUGGGUGGAGAGAAUGGUGAAUGAGCCUAUGCUUGGGAUUGAGUUUGUGGCUGCGAGGGUACCUGGACAAUUAGAGUAUUACAAGCAGAUGCAAGAGACUACUUGGGCGCUGAUUGAAGAAGCAUUCAGCGAACGUGUGAUUACAUCUGGUAUCACAACGACUGAGGACGUCGAAUGGUGGUAUAGAGAGAAAAUGCAAGAACAAAAUGUCUCUACCUGGAAUCAUCCUCGUGUCUCAGUCAUCACACCAGAGUCCUUCCCAGGGUGGGAAGGCACCAAGGACAUAAUCCAGGAAGGCGACCUUUUGCACGUUGACUUUGGCAUCACGGCUAUGGGCAUGAACACAGACACACAACACAUGGCCUAUGUCCUUCGAACAUCUGAAGGAGAGGAGGGCGUCCCAGAGGGUUUAAAGCAAGGCCUGAAGAAAGCUAAUCGGAUGCAGGAUAUCUCUUUGGAGAGGAUGAAAGCGGGUAAGACUGGGAACCAGGUCUUGAAGGAAUGCCUAGACCAGAUGAAACUCGAAGGGAUCGAGGGUCAGAUAUACUCUCACGCAAUUGGAGAUUGGGGGCAUUCGGCGGGAGCUGUCAUGGGAUUCACCAACUUGCCCGAAUACGUCCCUGUACUAGGUGAAUUGGAAAUCUUGUCCAACACCUUCUACAGCAUUGAGUUAUAUGCGUAUCAUUUCGUUCCGGAGAGAAACGAGACUUUGAGGUUCAGGAUAGAAGAAGAUGCUCAUUGGGUCGACGAUAAAGGGGGUUGGGAGUUUGUCAGAGGGCGACAAGAGAAAUUUCAUGUAGUCAAUAGCACAACGACUCGCAAGCCUGACAUGCUUAGGGUUCAGCUCUGAUAAAAGAGAUACUGUUAGACCGAUAUAACAUCAGCGCGAGGAAUAAUACGUCAACGAGAAC